Molecule: messenger RNA, 2097 nt
Organism: Hemisphaericaspora subhashii
Lineage: Eukaryota; Fungi; Ascomycota; Pichiomycetes; Serinales; Debaryomycetaceae
Exons: 1
Coding region: 1-2097 (698 amino acids)
Biological process (GO): lipid metabolic process
Molecular function (GO): triacylglycerol lipase activity
Source: RefSeq, a predicted model, not a curated record
AUGGGUUUAACUAAUGAAGCAAAUAUCAUACUGCCUCAACAUAGCAUUGAACCUCCAAAUAUAAUUAGAAUUUCUAGAAACUUCACAGAAAGUAAUAUUUAUUUGAAUGAAGAUGAAAUUCUGCCUGAUGAAGAAGAUCUGGAUCCAACUGAAUUAGAUACUCAAGAACCACAAGCAUUUGUUCCUAGUUCGGCUCCCAUAAGUAGACAACUUACAAGAACAGAUGCCACUUCCUUUGUAGGUGGGAAAUCCAUUGAAACUGUAUAUAGGAAUCAAAUUGAACAUUCUAAUGCCCCCCAUCCUAUUGCGGAUUCCCAUAAGACAAGUUCUCAACAAGAAUUUAAAGCUAAUGAUACUACUUUUCAAGAAUCAGAAUUAUCAAAAUUUAGUGAUUCACAGAAAGUCUUUUCAUUUUCUUUACCAUUUGGAGGAUUAUUAAAUUUAAGAAGUCAUAUAUCUCGACAGAUUCAAAAUUUCAAAAUAAUAGACAACUUUGUUAGCCGUCAUGAUGAUGAAUUAACUGAACAAGUUAGAUUAAAACUAGAAAAGCAACAAUCUAUAAGUACAGUUGACGAAGCGAAAUAUUUCAAAGGAGUUAAGGGUACUGAUGAUGGAAGAUUCAGAGCUGUGAAACUGACAUUCACUUCAAACCUAAAUGAAAUUCUACCCGAUUUUAAGUCCAAAAAGGAAGAGAAAGAACCCUGCGAUACUAUAUAUGAUAGAAUUGAAGGAAAUAUUGUUAUAUUGGGUGGAUAUAGAGGUUCGAUUUUAAGAGAUACCAAAUCAAAGAAACGAGUUUGGAUUCCAAUUAAAGCUGGCUUUAAUUUAAGAAAAAUCGAUCUCUUAUUAGGACCUACAAAACAAGACGAAUUAAAUGCAGAAGAUUCAAUAUAUCCUGAUGGAAUGUUGAAGAAUAUUGGUCCAAUUGACAUGUGUAAGAAAUUCAUUAAGAAACUAGAAGCAAAUCCAAAAGUAAAUAUCCGAGAAUUUGGUUAUGAUUGGAGAUUAAGUGGAGAUUAUACAUCGAAGAAACUUGAACAAUUCUUAACUGAUAUUUAUAAUGAGACGGGGAAACCUGUAUUGGUGAUUGCACAUUCAAUGGGUGGAAUGAUAGCACAAGCUACCCUUCAAAGAAAUCCAAAACUUUUCCGAUCUAUUGUCUAUGUUGGUUGCCCUAGUGAAUGUUUGAACAUUCUUGGGCCAAUACGGUUUGGAGAUUCGAUACUUCUAUCAGAUAAGAUUUUAACCUUUGAAACUAAUUUCAUGAUGAGGUCUAGUUUUGUGUUCCUUCCAUUAAGUGGAAGAGUUUUUUAUAAUAAAGAAGCUAAAGAAUAUUAUGAUCUUGAUUAUUUUGAUCCUGAUACUUGGGUAGAAUACAAUUUAAACCCGCUAGUUUCCAAAAAUAGGAAAAUUGCGGAAGAGAGUUCGGCGAGAGAAAUGUUGCAUUCUCCUUCAAAUGAUUCAAUCCUUUCGUUCCCAAGUAUAAAUCUGAUAAGUAACAAGAUAAAUAAACUAUACCGGUCCAAAACCAUAACAUUAAUGAAAUCCAAAUCGAUGGAUACAUCUUCUCACAGUCUACCCGGGGUAUUAAACGGACCAGCUACAACCGAAGAUGGUUUUGACGAUAACACAAAAUACUCCUUUACUUUCAAAGAGGCAUAUAAUUAUCUAAAGGAAACCCUAGAAUCAACUAAAAAAUUCAUACUAUCAUUAGAAUAUAAUCCAGAUUUGGAAGAUCAAUAUCCACCUAUGGCCGUUGUCUACGGAAACACAAUCCCAUCCGUCCGAGGAUCCAUAGUUAGAAGUAGACAAGAUAUCAAAGAUGGAAACUAUUACGAAUUCUUCUAUGGGCAUGGUGACGGAGUCGUGCAUCAGAGAUGGCUAAUGCCUGAAAAGAAGGGGUUUUCGUAUUUUGAUGCUGAUACGUGUGAAGGACAGAUCGUGGGGAAGUUCGCAAGUAUGGCUGGGCAUGUUAAUUUGAUGACGGAUUUUAAGGCGAUGGGGAUGGCACUUAAUGCUGUGGUGGAGGCUGAAGGAUUUUGGAAGGAAAAGGAACUAAGAAAGAAAAAGAUGAAGAUGGCAAGAGGGUCUGCUUAA